AUGAAAUUCAGCAGAGAUGUUUCUUCAAGUCGCAGGGUAAACCGCAAGGCUCACUUUGCCGCUCCAUCUUCAGAGCGUCGCAAAUUGAUGGCUUCUUCUCUCAACAAGGAACUUCGUAAGGAGCACAACAUCCGCUCAUUGCCUAUCCGUAGAGACGACGAGGUUCUCAUCGUCAGAGGCUCUAACAAGGGUAAGGAAGGCAAGGUUGUCCAAGUUCAAAGAAACAAGUUCGCCAUCUUCGUUGACAGAGUUCACCGCGAGAAGGCAAACGGUCAAACCUCUCCAACUCCAAUUCACCCAUCAAGCGUCGUCAUUACCAACUUGAAGCUCGACAAGGGACGUAUGGCUACUAUUGAGAGAAAGUCCGUUGCAAAGAAGGCUGCUCUUGAGGCUCGUAACCAAACCAAGGAUGUUAACAUGUCUAACGCCGUACGUUUCUUUCCUCCCCUUUGA
Wallemia ichthyophaga EXF-994 is the source of this 453-nucleotide messenger RNA. RefSeq names its product 60S ribosomal protein L26. Gene Ontology annotation, biological process: ribosomal large subunit biogenesis; cytoplasmic translation. The coding region runs from base 1 to 453 and encodes 150 amino acids. Gene Ontology annotation, cellular component: cytosolic large ribosomal subunit; ribosome. The transcript has a single exon. Gene Ontology annotation, molecular function: RNA binding; structural constituent of ribosome. The record is from RefSeq and is a predicted model, not a curated record. Lineage: Eukaryota; Fungi; Basidiomycota; Wallemiomycetes; Wallemiales; Wallemiaceae.